Messenger RNA from Athalia rosae (coleseed sawfly), 551 nucleotides. RefSeq names its product protein PET117 homolog, mitochondrial (gene Pet117). The record is from RefSeq and is a predicted model, not a curated record. Gene Ontology annotation, biological process: mitochondrial respiratory chain complex IV assembly. The transcript has 2 exons. Gene Ontology annotation, cellular component: mitochondrion. The coding region runs from base 230 to 481 and encodes 83 amino acids. NCBI's taxonomy places the organism in Eukaryota, Metazoa, Arthropoda, Insecta, Hymenoptera, Athaliidae.
AGUUUCGUUGUUCGAUUUCCGCGGUCGACGGGUGUAUCCAUCGCAAUCACGCAGGUCAUAGUCGAUAUGUUUCGAUUGUAUGCUGACAUGUGUUAUAUGUAUGUAUGUACGUACACAUCAGUGUGAUGUACGAUGUAGCAAUUGCUACAUCGUAGUUAAGAUUCACGUUAAGUGACCCGUGCGCCGAGAAUCGCCAGAGAUAGUUGAUUGAAGAAUAUAAAAAUUAGCAAUGACCACGGCGUCAAGAACAGUCUUGGGUUUGUCUUGUGCAAUUAGUUUAGGGAUUAUCGGUACUGUUCACUACCAGCAGUACUAUGACAGACUUGGAUUUUGCAGGGAACAGCUUCAUUUAGGUGUAGUGCGUGACGUUGAAAGGCAGGAACGUAUAAAAAGAGAAAAUCUUUUCGCUCUGACACGACAAAAGGAUCUCACCAAAGAAUUACAGAGGGAGGAACAGCAAGCGGCAAACGAUAGAAAAUGAAUUAGGGAUUUGCAAUGUAAAUCGCCUUCUUGUUUCCAGUGAUUAGAGAAAUUAUAAAGUGCUAUAUUUA